GUGAAGGUGAAUUCGUGUGUCUGCUGGACCUUUGUCCCGUUAGAACCUGUGUGAUGCAGCUGAGAGUGGCUGGUCCCAGACCUGAGUUCACUGUGCGUGGGAGAACAACAGGUGGAGGACGGCAGAGAGAAAACAGGAGCUAGCUGGUUUAGUUUGUUACGCAACACUCUCUUUCCUCAGUUCCACACGUGACCGCGCUGAGCGCGUCGCGGACGUCGCGAGCGCGCACGUCCAGCUCCCUCGUUGGUUGGAUACCUCCUGGUGCUGAGGACAGGUUGUGAAGGGGGGGAGAGAGAGCACAGUUCUGUCUCUUUGACUCACUCACACAGCGAAGCAGGUGUGUGAGACAACCGCUCCCACUCACGUUGACAGUUCAGACACAUAUUCAGCCACGACAUUAACAUUCACACACGCCAACAACCAUGUUGUGGACAGCGGCUCAAGUCUUGCGGAGGUUCUCCACGUCGCACCAUUAUUACCAGAAUAAGCUCAAACUCGCCAUCAUUGGCCAGAGCCUCUUUGGCCAGGAGGUGUACACCAACCUGAGGAAGCAGGGUCACAAAGUGGUGGGUGUCUUCACUGUCCCUGACAAGGAUGGAAAAGCUGACCCUCUGGCUACAGUAGCAGAAAAAGACGGCACUCCAGUGUUUAAGUUCCCACGGUGGAGGGUCAAAGGCAAGCCCAUCCCGGAGGUGGUGGAGGCCUACAAGGCUGUGGGUGCUGAGCUCAACGUCAUGCCCUUCUGCUCUCAGUUCAUCCCCAUGAACGUCAUCGACAACCCCAAGCAUGGCUCCAUAAUCUACCACCCCUCCAUCCUGCCGCUGCACAGAGGAGCGUCAGCCAUCAACUGGACCUUGAUCGAAGGAGAUAAGAAAGCUGGCUUCACGAUUUUCUGGGCAGACGAUGGUCUGGACACAGGGCCCAUCCUGCUACAGAGGGAGUGCGCUGUUGAGCCCAACGACACUGUGGACACACUCUACAACCGCUUCCUUUUUCCUGAGGGCAUCAAGGCCAUGGUGGAGUCGGUGCAGCUCAUUGCCGAUGGAAAAGCACCCAGAAUUCCACAGACGGAGGAGGGAGCUAGUUACGAAGGCAUCCAGAAGAAGUCCAAUGCCAAGGUGGACCUGGCCCAGUCAGCUGAAGCCAUCCACAACUGGAUUCGAGGACAUGACAAAGUCCCCGGUGCCUGGACAGUAAUUGGUGAUAAGACUGUGACCCUGUAUGGCUCGUCCAUGUUGGGAGGGUCAGUUCCAGAUGGUCAGCCCUUGGAGAUCGAUGGGGCGUCCCAGCCAGGCCAGGUUACCAAAAAUGGGCUGGUCCUGUACGGGACUGAUGGAAAAGCUCUUCUGGUGAAGAGCUUGCAAUUUGAAGAUGGGAAGAUGAUCCCGGCUUCUAAAUACUUUGACUCUGGUGAAAGCUCCACGGUGGAGCUAACAGAUGAGGAGAAGAAAAUGGCCGAGGAAAUUAGAAGCAUUUGGAAGGGUAUCCUCUCCAACGUGCCCGCUGUUCAGGACACUACAGACUUCUUCAAGUCUGGAGCUGCCUCCAUGGAUGUGGUCAGACUGGUGGAGGAGGUGAAGCAGAAAUGUGCCGGUGUGCAGCUGCAGAACGAAGAUGUCUACAUGGCCUCCACAUUUCAGGACUUCAUCCAAAUGUUUGUCCGCAGGUUCAGGGGAGAAGACCAGGAGGAGGAGCUGGUCAUCGACUAUGCUACCAAGGAUGUAAACAACAUGACAGUUAAAAUGCCGUACCAGUGCUUCAUUAAUGGACAAUUUGAGGAUGCAGAAAAUGGAAAGGCGUACGAUACCAUCAAUCCCACCGAUGGAUCAGUGAUCUGCAAAGUUUCAUAUGCUUCAGUGGGAGAUGUAGACCGGGCGGUCGCAGCUGCCAAGGAAGCCUACGAAAAUGGUCCCUGGGGAAAGAUGAAUCCCAGGGACAGAGGGAGUCUACUCUACAAGGUCGCGGACCUGAUGGAGGAACACCAGGAGGAGCUGGCUACCAUUGAGUCUAUGGACUCGGGUGCUGUUUACACCUUGGCUCUGAAGACCCACGUCGGCAUGUCCAUACAGACCUUCCGCUAUUUUGCCGGCUGGUGCGACAAGAUCCAGGGCAAGACCAUUCCUAUCAACCAGGCCAGACCCAACCGCAACCUGACCUUCACUAAGAAAGAACCUCUGGGUGUGUGUGCCAUUGUCAUCCCCUGGAACUAUCCUCUCAUGAUGUUGGCAUGGAAGAGCGCUGCCUGCCUCGCAGCUGGGAACACUCUAGUGCUGAAACCUGCCCAGGUUACUCCACUGACAGCUUUGAAGUUUGCUGAGCUGUCUGUCAAAGCUGGAAUCCCCAAAGGAGUUAUCAACAUUUUACCAGGCUCAGGUGGCAUGGUGGGACAACGUCUGUCUGACCACCCAGACGUUCGCAAGUUGGGCUUCACAGGCUCUACGCCGAUUGGGAAACAAAUCAUGAAGAGCUGUGCGCUCAGUAACUUAAAGAAAGUUUCUCUGGAGCUGGGAGGGAAGUCACCGCUCAUCAUCUUCAGUGACUGUGACCUCGACAAGGCUGUUCGCAUGGGCAUGAGCUCUGUCUACUUUAACAAAGGUGAGAACUGCAUUGCUGCAGGUCGUCUGUUUGUAGAGGAGUCCAUACAUGACGAGUACAUCAGCCGAGUGGUGGAGGAGAUUAAAAAAAUGAAAAUCGGAGAUCCUCUGGACCGCUCCACGGACCACGGGCCACAGAAUCACAAAGCUCACCUCGACAAACUGCUGGAAUAUUGUGACAUUGGAGUCAAGGAAGGGGCAACGCUGGUGUAUGGAGGCAGACAGGUGGACAGACCAGGUUUUUUCAUGGAGCCCACUGUGUUCACUGGUGUUGAGGAUCACAUGUUCAUGGCAAAAGAGGAGUCCUUUGGUCCCGUCAUGGUUGUUUCCAAAUUCAAGGACGGUGACGUAGACGGUGUGCUAAAAAGAGCCAACGACACGGAGUACGGUCUGGCAUCUGGUGUGUUCACCCGUGAUAUCAACAAGGCCAUGUAUGUGAGUGAGCAGCUGGAGGCAGGAACAGUGUUUGUCAACACCUACAACAAGACGGAUGUGGCUUCACCUUUCGGAGGCUUCAAGCAGUCUGGCUUUGGCAAAGACCUGGGAGAGGACGCCCUCAUGGAAUACCUCAAGACAAAAGCAGUGACUGUGGAGUACUGAGCCUAACUCCCCCAGAACUUUGACUACCACAGGCAGAAGAAGAUAAAAAAGAGGCCUAGUUUGUCCUGCUCAUUUGGAUUCUGUGCGUGUCUGGCUGUAUUCUGUGCAUGUGGGUGAAAGGACAGUAUGGUUGUGGUUGUACAGGCCACUUUGGACACAUUGCUUGUCUCGGCUGGCGUGGACAUGGGACAUGUGCUGAAGUUUUUUAUAUAACACAACACAACCCAGACCCAGGGCUGGAUGCUUCAUCACAGAGACUUUUUUUUUUUUCAAAUACAUUUAUGACGUUCCAGAAAGAUGCUUUUUACACUGAAAAACACUAACACACACUAAAAUUCCACCAAACACUAGUUUCCCCGAAUUUGAUUUUAACAAGCUUAAAAAGAGAAGUAUAAGACUUGAAAAUAGGAGGCAUAAAAUGUUUAAAAUAGUUGAGUUUAAAAGAAAAAAAAAAGAUUCCUGCUCCUUGAGUUAAGCGUUUUAGGUUUUGGUGUCUCUGGAUGAUUUGAAAGCUGAAUUUGUUAAACGUAGAAAAGCUAGUAUCGUUGGCGUUGCAAUUGCCAAUCCUCUAUCAUCACGUCAAGAGAAAUUAGGCAAUUUUCCCAGGACUUCUAAUACAUGUGAAGCCACCUGCCUAUGGUGUUACAGCUGAGUGUGGUAGUUCAUGACAGACACCUACAUUGACCAUUACACUGACUCAGUACAGUCUAGUGCAGUAACGUUAAAGCAUUCAACAGGCUUCACUUACUUUCCUCAGAAAAAAAAGGCAAUUUCUUUACAGAAACACACGAUUUAUAUCCUAUUAUUAAAAGUAAAACUGUUUUUUAUUACCAGUACUUAUUUAUCCUGCUAACAAUUAGUUUAUAAAACAACAAAAGAAUAUUAAAAAUAUUAACCAGAAAGAGUUCCUUCAUGGCAGAAACACUGUUAAACACGGUUUGUGUCUGUAGAAGAAGUUCUUCCCACGUUCUGUAUGAACACCUGAAUGUCACUUAGGCUAUUUAAGGACCUGUGGUCUCGGUUUAAUAGCGGGUCACAACUAAUGUUUUAGGCGCAUACUGUCACCUAGUGUACUGGAGUGCGUAGUGCUAUGGUAUGACCAUUGACUUUUUGUAAUAACAGCCUGCUCUUUUCGCUUUGAUGCGUGACUUUUUUAUUUCAACCGAUUUUUAAUCGGUUCAUGAUGCAUCGUUAUAUCCCUAAUAUUUACUCAUGUGAUCUAAACAUACUUUAUAUGUUGGGUCACUGAUUAAUUAAUGUAGCUGUAUGCCCCAAUAUGAUUCAGUUCUUACAACACAAUGUCCCUACUACACACUAUAGAACUUAUUCACUUUAAAUUUUUGGCUAUCAAACUGUUUUGAUCGCAACAUAAAGACAACAUUAGCCACCAAGUUCACACUGACGGACUAACAUGGAAAACCUGGAAAAAAGUUAAUGUACAAAAGCUAACUCCAAGGCUACGCAAAGCAAGCAUUUCAAUUAUAUUUUAUUUAUUAUCGGUAUUUAAUUGAAAUAAUAUCGACAAUCCCUGUAAAAUGUUACUCCCAUACCUGUAGCAAGGUACGAGUUGAGGUCACUUGAGGUCAACAGAGCAGGAAAGAAUAGUGGCUCAAUUCAAAUGAUAAAAAGAAAUUCCACUUUUAAAGUGCUUUUUUUAAAGUCAUAAAUUAGAUUUCUCAGCCGAACGAGUGACGAAAAGGGAAUCUUAAUAAUCAUUCAGCCGUUGAUGUCCCAUUUUUAAAAUUUUAUUUUAAAAAAAUGACUUUUUCAUGAGGUAGAAUCCACCCCACACACAUCUGAUUAAUUCUCACACUUUAUUUGUACGAUUUAGCGUCUUCUCUACAUGUGUAUGAAUUGCCAUCAAGUGCUUUGUUUACAUGGGUCUAUUUCCACCUCCUCAUUUUACCUCUUCUUUUUCCACUCGUCAAAUUUGACUUAAUCUUUUUUGUAAAUAUUUGUUAACUAGAGAACAGAAAUACCUUUAAUCUUAUAUAUUUUUGGACAUUUGUCAAACAAAGGAACACUGUGUAUUUUGUUCACACAAUGACUUCAGAUGUUUUAUGCGUAAGGCAUUUGGACAUAGGUUUUUCUAAUUGUUCCUUGUGUCAGUGAAGGCAAAAAGGGCUAUGCAAGCGACAAAGUCUCCAGCAUUGUAUAAAAUAAAUCACAAUAUAUAAGGUCUGUUUAUGUCACUAUGCUGAAUAAAGUCAAUUUGAAUAGAU
Cynoglossus semilaevis (tongue sole) is the source of this 5416-nucleotide messenger RNA. It is a transcript of the gene aldh1l2, whose product is annotated as aldehyde dehydrogenase 1 family, member L2. NCBI's taxonomy places the organism in Eukaryota, Metazoa, Chordata, Actinopteri, Pleuronectiformes, Cynoglossidae. Gene Ontology annotation, biological process: one-carbon metabolic process; 10-formyltetrahydrofolate catabolic process; biosynthetic process. Gene Ontology annotation, molecular function: oxidoreductase activity, acting on the aldehyde or oxo group of donors, NAD or NADP as acceptor; formyltetrahydrofolate dehydrogenase activity. Gene Ontology annotation, cellular component: cytoplasm. The transcript has 23 exons. The coding region runs from base 423 to 3194 and encodes 923 amino acids. The record is from RefSeq and is a predicted model, not a curated record.